This is a messenger RNA of Lathyrus oleraceus (garden pea), 759 nucleotides long. Its product is annotated as vegetative cell wall protein gp1-like. Lineage: Eukaryota; Viridiplantae; Streptophyta; Magnoliopsida; Fabales; Fabaceae. The record is from RefSeq and is a predicted model, not a curated record. Bases 1 to 759 code for a protein of 252 amino acids. The transcript has 2 exons.
AUGUACUUUCCAAGAAAAACUAGCUCAAAGAAGGAAAAAUUGGGAGAAACUUCUGGUUCAAGACCUCCGGUCCCUCUGACUGAUUCACCAAGUAAGUCUCUGCCUCCUUGUCGCUUUGUCAAUUUAAAGCAAAUUGCUUCUUCUCUUCCCCAAACCACUCAUAUCUACACCCAAUAUGAAAACCCACCUUCUACCAUUAAACCCUCUAACACUCCAACCUCUAAUCCAACAUCUUCCCCACUUGAAAAAUUCAAUCACUCCACCACUACCUUACCCGUUUCUAUAGCAGAAAUGCUGAACAAAACCACCUCACCCUCAUCUUCUACACCUUCAUCUCCACCUUACUACGUCUUAUCAUCAGACUCAGAACCCUCUGACCCCCCAAUCCCCUACACUAGCCUAACUUCAGAAGCCACCACUCCACCUCCUGAACAACAAAAUCCACCACCAUCUGAACAACCACAAACACCACCUUCUGAACAACCUCAAAUACCGCCUCCUGAACAACCAGCAAAUACACCAUCUGAACAACCUACAACACCACCCUCUGAGAAAGUUAUCAUCCCUACCUCUCCAACUCCCGCUGACACUGCCCAAACACCACCAACAUCUCCAUCCCCUAACCCAGAACCAGAACCUGCCUUCCCCACCUUAGAAGAAGCAAUUACUUUAUUUGUUGAGUCUUUAGUGGAAAAGAUCAAGUCUCUGUCUGUAAACUCUGGCAUCAAUGAUGAUCCUUCUGCAGUGAGGAUUCACUAG